Stegodyphus dumicola is the source of this 2982-nucleotide messenger RNA. RefSeq lists its product as uncharacterized. The record is from RefSeq and is a predicted model, not a curated record. Lineage: Eukaryota; Metazoa; Arthropoda; Arachnida; Araneae; Eresidae.
UGGUUGAUGGACAAGAACCUGUAGCUGGUUCAAGUAAUACAACUCCAGAUUUAGAUGCCAAGGAUACAGAAAUAGAAAAGGUAAAAAGAAUGAAUAGAAACCUUCGGAUCAUGCUAAGAAAAGUGAAGGCAUGUCUUCAAGUCUACCGGCAAAUGGGAUCCAGGGCAGCACAAAAUGUAGUUGCGCUUCAAAGUAAAUUGUCAAACGAAAUGUCUAAAUCAGGAGAACAGUUUGAGGAUAGUCAAGAAAAAAAUUGUAGAAAUUGUGAAAAGUGCCAUAAUUCAAUAAAGAAAGAAGCCAUUUCAAUGAAGAAACAUAAUGUGCCUGAAAAUCUCGGACAGUUGUGGGCUCCUUAUGAUGAUGAAAUGAAUAGGCUUCCUGAAGUUAGCAGUGAAAAUGAAAUUUCUCUGGAGGACAAAAAUCUUUCACAAAGUGACUAUAUCUUUAAUGCAGUCAAAGAUUUAAUUUUUCACAUGUUAAAAAUAGUUAGCGAAGAACUAGAUCUAAAAAACAAAAAGAUUGAUUCUUGUUUGCUACAAGUUAAAGGUGAAGAUAAAUUAAAAAAUAACAGUUCAAAAAAAUGUUUACAGAAUUCAGAACACUCAGUUAAAACUUUUGACAGUCAGCCCUCUGUACACAAAAUAAAUGAAUCUUUUCCAGAUAUUUCUGCUGAGAAUCUAAACGUGGAGGUCACUUGUGAAGGGAAUUAUUAUUUGCCUUCAACUGACAGUGAAACAAAAGUGAAAAACAAUAGUUCUAAGAAUGGUUUGCAGAAUGUUAAAGACUCUUUGGUAGAAAUUUUUCACACUGUACUAUCUUCAGCAAAAGUAAAUGAAAUUCCUCCAGAUGUUUGUGGUGAGAAGCAAAAAAUAGAAGUCAGUUCUGAAGAGAAUUCAUGUUUUUCAAAUUAUAAUAUGAGUGCUUUUGUUGACUUAAUUGUAGACAUUAAAAGAAUAGUGUUCAAUAAUGCUAAUUUGGAACUAUCUAUUUCUGAACUUGAAAAUGAUUUUAGAUCCAAGCUUGAUAAGAAAGAAGCAGAUAUUCUUAGUAUUAAAGAACAGUCUGAGAAACUCAGUGCUGAACUAAAACAGCAGUUUUUUCAAAUUGAGAAGGAUUACAAGUCUCAACUUGAUGAGAAAGAUAAGGAAUUGUGUCGCAUCAAAGAACAGUAUGAAAAACUCAAUGGUGAACUGAAACAACAGUUGCAUGAACUUGACAAGGAUUACAAGGCCCAACUUGAUAAGAAAGAUGCUGAUUUGCUUAAUAUUAAAGAACAGUAUAAAAAACUCAAUGUUGAACUGAACCAACAGUUAUUUGCACUUGGUAAGAACUACACAUCUCAACUUGAUAAGAAAGAUGCAGAGUUGCAGAGUUUUAAACAACAGUUUGAUAAACUUGAAAAUGCUAAACUGAAACAACUGUUAUUUGAACUUGAGGAAAAUUACAAGAUCAAGCUUGAUAAGAAAGAUGCAGAGAUGCUUAGUAUUAAAGAAAAGUGUGAAAAUUUUCAGCAGUUAUAUGAGGAUAUGUUGUCCACUGACGAUUCUCUUCUUAAGGGGUAUCAUGAAUUAAAAGGAAAAUUAGUAGAAGCAUUAAAUAAAGCAAAAAUGGCUACUGUUUACCAAGCUCAGAAAGAAAAACUGCAGCACAAGUAUUCGCUUGUGAAAACUUUGCUUGUAAAAAGUGAUAAUGAAAAAGAAGAGCUUUUUAAAAAAUGCCAAGAAAAGUUGAAUAAGUAUCAGCAAAGUGUGAAAAUGCUUCAUACAGCUUUAGAAAAAGAAAAGCAGAAAGGAAUCCAUAUGUCUGUGAUUGUUGAAGGCUUAAAAACUACUGUGGCAUCACUUGAAAGUAAGAAGAAGAUCCUAGAAAUAGAACUACAGAAAUUUAAAAGUGCAAAUAAAAAUCUGGAUUCUCUGACUGAUGCUAAAAAUGUAUUUCAUAAAGACAUAGACAAUACCACUUUAAAUGAGAAUUUUGAUAAAGCUAUAACAUCUAUUGACGAGAAGUUACAAAAGGAUAAAAGUAACAUGAAUACUCUUGGACCAAGUCAAAAGUUAAUAAGUGUGAAAACAAUUGUUCAUGAAAAACAAUAUGCCAAUGAAAGUUCAGUAUCUGGUGCUAUCUUCAAUAAGAGCUUACAUGGGAGUGUUUACCUUUAUGCUGAUGAUGAAGAAGAAUUCUUAAAUCAUAGUAAUAUAGCUGAAAUUCAUAGAAAAACUUGUGAAGAAUCUGGAAUAAUAUCUGAUGUCACUGAUAAGCGAAUGGAAGAAUUGCAGAGACGAAAUACUUUAUGCCCACCGCAUCUACAGUCUGUUUAUCCAGUGGAGCUGCAGGCUGCUACACCAGUAAAAUCAGAAACAUUUUUUGGUGAACUUCAGAAACCUCAGAAGGUAAAAAAUAUUUCUGUGAAAAGAAAGUUGGAUUCAUCUAUACCAUGUGCAGCUGCUGGGCAACAUUUGCUGAAAAAGAAUAAAUUUUCUCACUGGAGUGGCAGAAAUAAAGUGUCAACUCCACUGCAGAAAAUGAAGCAUUCAGUCAAGAAACCAAAUAUUCAUCAGUUCUUUUACUUAAAAAAGUCUAAAUGAUCUGCUGUUCCAAGGCCAAGAUUUUUUUUAAUGUCUUUUAUUUCAUUUGUAUUUUUAACAGAGUUUAUAAUUGUUGUAUAUGUGUGGUGAAAUAAAUGUUACAAAUGUUUUUGAAUAAACCUUUAAAUUGAGCAAUACAUCAGAUUUUGAAGAGCUUCUCAGUGGUUGGCAAAAAUAAAAUAUCUACAUCAUUGCAAAGAGUAAAACAUCCAGUAAAGAAACUAAAUAUUAAUCUUUUUCCUUCACACGCACACACAAAAAAAAGUGAAUUACUGCUCCAAGGCCAUGAUAUUUUUAAUCUUUCUUAUUUCAUUUUUAUAAAAUUAUGUCAUUUGUAUUUUUAACGAAGUUUAUAACUGUUAUAUAUUUGUGGUGAAAUAAAUGUUACAAAAACAUA